AACAACAUCCGACUACGCCACUUCCGCUCACUGCCUGUCAACCAUGGCGCUACUCCUAAGGACGUUUGCCCGGCAGGGUGUGUGUCUCUCCAGACAGCACUACGGCGUCUUCUACAGACAUGCUGCUCCCAUGGGAACCACAGCUAAGGAGGAGAUGAACAAGUUUUGGGCCAAAAAUAACAAAUUAAACAGGCCCAUGUCUCCUCAUCUCACCAUUUACAACUGGUCCGUCCCCAUGGUGAUGUCCAUCACAUUCAGAGGAACUGGAGUGGGGCUCAGUGGAGCUAUCUCCGCCUUCGCCUUGGCUGCGCUGGUAUUACCGGGAACUUACCCCCACUACCUGGACUUGAUCCACUCGCUGUCCGUCGGCCCCUAUCUCAUCGGGUUGGCCAAGUUCGGCCUCGCCUUCCCAGUAUCGUUCCACACCUUGAACGGCAUCCGCCACUUGUGCUGGGACCUUGGCAAAGGCUUCAGGAUCCCAGAGGUCUACCGCUCGGGCUACACAGUUAUUGGCCUGUCCAUCAUCACCUCCCUGGCAGUGGCCUUCCUCCUCUGAGCGGAGGACCAGCGGAGAGGAGAGGAGAGGAGGAGGGAAUGUAGAUUGUAUUCACUGCGGGGAGUUUUAUGUAUGUGUAUGUUAUGUUCCGGCCUACUGAAGGCACCAUUUCGCCAAAUUAUGAAAUAAAGGAUUAUAUUAUGCUGUAUGCCGAAA
Molecule: messenger RNA, 712 nt
Organism: Gymnodraco acuticeps
Lineage: Eukaryota; Metazoa; Chordata; Actinopteri; Perciformes; Bathydraconidae
Gene: sdhc
Product: succinate dehydrogenase complex, subunit C, integral membrane protein
Exons: 6
Coding region: 44-556 (170 amino acids)
Biological process (GO): mitochondrial electron transport, succinate to ubiquinone; tricarboxylic acid cycle
Cellular component (GO): membrane
Molecular function (GO): succinate dehydrogenase activity; electron transfer activity
Source: RefSeq, a predicted model, not a curated record